Colletotrichum higginsianum IMI 349063 is the source of this 435-nucleotide messenger RNA. Its product is annotated as RNA polymerase Rpb4. Gene Ontology annotation, cellular component: P-body; RNA polymerase II, core complex. Gene Ontology annotation, biological process: mRNA export from nucleus in response to heat stress; nuclear-transcribed mRNA catabolic process, deadenylation-dependent decay; transcription initiation at RNA polymerase II promoter. The transcript has 3 exons. NCBI's taxonomy places the organism in Eukaryota, Fungi, Ascomycota, Sordariomycetes, Glomerellales, Glomerellaceae. Bases 1 to 435 code for a protein of 144 amino acids. The record is from RefSeq and is a predicted model, not a curated record. Gene Ontology annotation, molecular function: translation initiation factor binding; nucleotide binding.
AUGUCGCAUCACGCUCCCACUUCGCGCCCAAAGCCCCCUCCCCCGGGCAGCGAAGAAGCCUCGACCAUUCUGAACCUCGGCGAAUUUCAGCAUGUAGAUACUUUAACAUUGUCGGAGGCGUCUCUUGUCAUCAACGCGCUUGUGACGAAGCGCAAGAUUGACCGCAAGAACAUCAACGAGACUGAGAUGUUGACACAAACCCUCAACUACCUCGACGCCUUCUCUCGAUUCCGUCAGAAAGAGAAUGUGGAGGCUGUUGAGAGAUUGCUCAGUGCACACAAGCAGCUUGCCAAGUUUGAACGUGCACAAAUAGGGUCCCUUUGCUGCGAAACCGCCGAGGAAGCAAAGACACUCAUUCCUUCCUUACAAGACAAGAUUAGCGAUGACGAUUUGCAAAUACUUCUUGAUGAGAUCAGCAAGCUCCAGAGCCGAUGA